Messenger RNA from Closterium sp. NIES-67, 5339 nucleotides. NCBI's taxonomy places the organism in Eukaryota, Viridiplantae, Streptophyta, Zygnematophyceae, Desmidiales, Closteriaceae. The record is from the annotation of a GenBank genome assembly.
UUGUCUGCUGCUGCUGGUCGAAGUGCGACAUGAAGCUGAAGAACCUUUCCAUAAGGUUGGGGUCCACGCUUGAAGAGGGAGAUAGAGUCACCAUCUCUGGUACUCUUCCCGUUGUUUCUUGAGCAGUCCCGGUCUCUGUCUGCAGUCCUGAGGUGUGCAGACCAGAGUUGCCGUGUUGAGUUUCUUGGCCGCUGGCACGGCACGUAUCCCUGAAGAAAUGUUCGCUCCAGCAGCGAGGUUGCGAAGGUGACAUAGCGCGUCAACAUUCCCAAAGCAGAUGUCACAAGAGGAAUAACUAGCGACUGCUGUUCUUUCUCAUUCCCAGCUUCUUUUUUCACAUGUUCUCUUCGCCGUUUCGCGUAAUAUACGCCUAGUAAAUUGUAUUACAGUACUUUUCUCAGUUUCUCUCGAGGCGCAGUGAUACAUUCUGGUUCUCUCCCCGUCGCUUUCUGUUGCUCAGGGCAUUCGUUCAGGGGCCUUUUCUCGGGCCAAGCGACCCUUCCGCGCAACGCGCGUUUCCCCAUCAUGGCCGCGGAUCCCGACACCGAGCGCGGCGGGUCGCCGCCGGUUCCCGCGCCUCCUCCCGCGGCCGCGGAGAGCGCGGCGGCGGAAUCUGCGACGUCUGCGGCGCUUCCGCCGGUGCAGGAUACGGCGCAGCAGGCUGUGGGGGAUGCGGUAGUCACGGUGGCGGUAGCGGACGAGAGCUCCCCGCUCCUGGGAGGGGGAGCGCAGGAGAACGCGGGGGAGACGGACGGCUCCGGCCAGGGGGGAGGGGGGGUGAAGGGGGAAGCGGGGGAAGGAGGAGCGGAACCGGUUAUAGAGAAGGGGAAAGGGGAAGAGGGGGAGGCGGAGAAUGCGGGAGAGGAAGGUCGAGAGCAGCCUGCUACUGAGGAAGUGGGGGAAGGAGGAGCGGGGAGGGGCGAGGAUACAAAGCUGGUGCCGCUACUAGCGGAAAGGGAAGAUCCUUCAAAGGAAAUGGUGACGAAGGUUGAGGAGGAGAGGGCGGAGAAGGAGAAGGGGGAGAAGGGGGAGAAGGAGGAGAAGAAGGAGGGAGCUGGGGGGACGGUGGCGUACUGGCAGCUGUUCCGGUACGCGGACAAGUGGGACGUUCUCCUCAUGGUGGUGGGGUCGGUGGGCGCCAUUGGGCAGGGCAUCGCGCUGCCCAUGAUGGCGCUGCUGUUCGGCGACAUGAUGAACGCCUUCGGGCAGAACGCGGGCGGCAUGGACGCCAUGCUCGACCAGGUCGCCAAGGCGUCGCUCAACUUCGUUUACCUGGCCAUUGCGGCUGGUGCCACGGCAUACUUAGAGACGGCAUGUUGGAUGAGCACGGGCGAGCGGCAGGCGGCGCGCCUGCGGUCGCUGUACCUGGCGGCGGUGCUGCGGCAGGACGUGGGGUUCUUCGACACGAGCCUCAGCACGGGCGAGGUGGUGGGGCACAUGUCGGGCGACAUCGUGCUCGUGCAGGACGCCAUGGGGGAGAAGGUGGGCACGUGCAUGCGGUUUUUGGCGCAGUUCCUGGGCGGCUUCGUGGUGGCGUUCAUCUCGGGCUGGCAGCUGGCGCUGGUGAUGCUGGCCACGCUGCCGCUGCUGGCGGUGGCGGGGGGGGUGAUCACGGUGGUGGUGCAGCAGUCCACCAGCAAGGGGCAGCAGGCGUACACGGCUGCAGGCACCAUCGUGGAGGAGUGUGUGGGGGCCAUCCGCACGGUGGCAGCCUUCACGGCGGAGCGCAAGUCGGUCCAAGCUUACGCCGCCCACCUGCACGCAGCAUUCAAGGAGGGCGUGAAGCAGGGCCUGGCGGCGGGCUUUGGCUUCGGGCUGACCAUCUGCGUCAUGUUCUGCUCGUACGCGCUCGCGCUGUGGUACGGCUCCAAGCUCAUCGCCGACAGCGACUACUCGGGAGGAAAGGUCUUCUCCGUGCUGUUUGGAGUCAUCAUCGGCGGCAUGUCCCUUGGCCAGGCGUCUCCCUCCUUCGCGGCCUUUGCCUCGGGGCAAGCCGCGGCCUUCAAGAUCUUCCAGGUCAUCCAGCGCAUCCCCCCUAUCGACAGCUCCAACCCCGCCGGCGAAACGCCCCCCGACUCCGAAGUCAAGGGCGAACUGGAGCUCCAAGAGGUGGUCUUUGCGUACCCGUCGCGCCCCGAGGUGACCAUAUUUAACGGGUUCUCGCUGAGGAUCCGGGCGGGGGAGACGGUGGCGCUGGUGGGGGAGAGCGGCAGCGGCAAGUCGACGGUGGUGGCGCUGGUGGAGCGCUUCUACGACCCGCAGAGUGGAGCCGUGCUGCUGGACGGCCGCAGCAUCGCCGCGCUCAACCUGCGCUGGCUGCGCCGCCACAUGGGGCUCGUCAGCCAGGAGCCCGCGCUCUUCAACGUGUCGAUAAGGGAUAAUAUCGCGUAUGGGAAGGGUGGAGAGGCGUGGGGGGAGGGAGGGGGAGAGGGGAAGGGGAGUUCAGUUAGCGACGAGGAGGUGAAGCAGGCGGCGCGGGCAGCUAAUAUCCAUGAGUUUAUCGAGUCGCUUUCUGAUGGCUACAACACCCUGGUGGGGGAGCGCGGCGCGCAGCUGUCGGGCGGGCAGAAGCAGCGUGUGGCGAUCGCGCGCGCGAUCCUCAAGGACCCGCGAGUGCUGCUUUUGGACGAGGCCACGUCAGCGCUGGACGCGGAGAGCGAGAAGGUGGUGCAGGCGGCGCUGGAAAAGGUCAUGGUGGGCCGCACCACCGUGGUGGUGGCGCACCGCCUCUCCACCGUGCGCGCGGCGGACAGGAUCGCCGUGCUCAGCCGUGGCAAGAUGGUGCAGCAGGGCACACACGAGCAGCUCAUGGCGGAGGAAGGGGGUGUGUAUCUCCAGCUGGUGCGCCUGCAGGAGAUGGCGGGGAGCAGCAGGGGGGGUGGGGAGGCUGGGAGUGACGGGGAGAGUGGGAAAGAGGGUGGUGCGGUGACGGUGGGAAGCAGGUUGGGUGGGGUAACAACAGGUGUAGGGGGUAAGGGGGCAGAGGAGACGAGCAGUGGGGAGGUGGGGAAGGAGGUGAAGGGAGAGAGCUCUGAGGACAGCAGCAGCAGUGAUGAGGAGCAGGAGGAUGAGGAGGAAGGGGUAGCUGAGGAGGUUGGACGUGAGAAAGCCACAGAGGGAACAGAGGAGGGGACAGCGGAAGAAGGAAAGAGAGGAACGGGGAAGAAUGCCAAGGGGAAGGAGAAGAAGGACAAAACGAAGAAGAAGAAGCGGUCCCCGUUCCUCCGUCUGGCCAUGCUGAACAAGCCCGAGUGGCCGUAUGCGCUGUCAGGCACGGUGGCGGCAGCGAUUCAAGGCGUCAUCCUGCCUCUCUUCGCCCUCUGCCUCGCCCGCAUUAUCACUGUCUUCUAUAACCCAGACAAGGCUAAGAUGCGGCAGGACGCGGACUUCUGGUCGCUCAUGUUUGUGAUCAUAGCCGUGGUGGCGUGGGUGUCGCGCACGCUGCAGACGUUCCUCUUCAGCGUCGCGGGGCAGCGCCUCAUCCGCCGCAUCCGCCGCCUGUGCUUCCACUCCGUGCUCCGCCAGGAGAUGGCCUGGUUCGACCGGGAUGAGAACUCGAGUGGUGCCAUCGGCUCUCGGCUCUCCUCAGACGCCACGCACGUGCACUCCAUAGUGGGCGACCGCCUGUCCUUGGCGGUGCAGAACGUAGCAACGCUCAUAGCGGGGCUCAUCAUCGCCUUCUCCUCCUCGUGGCUGCUCUCCUUCAUCGUCCUCGCCCAGCUGCCACUCAUCGCUGCUGGCUCCCUGUUUCAGAUGAGGAGCCUGCAGGGGUUUGCUUCCGAUGCCAAGCAAGCGUAUGAGGUGGCGACACGCAUUGCAUCGGACGCGGUGGGGGCGAUGCGCACGGUGGCAUCGUUUGGAGCAGAGGGGCACGUUAUGGCGCUGUACUGCGCCGCCGCUUCCACGCCCGUCAAGGCGGGGCUGAAAAAGGCGCAGGUCAGCGGGGCGGGGUUUGCCUUUGGGCAGUUCUGUCUGUUUGCCGUCUAUGCCUUCUCCUUCUGGUGCGGGGGGCAGCUCGUCAAGAUUGGCCAGGCUGACUUCCAGUCCGUCUUUCAGUCGUUCUUCGCAGUGGUCUUCACAGCCAUGGGCGUGGCUCAAACCGCCACCCUGGCGCCUGACAUGGCAACGGCACAAGCAGCAGUGAAGUCCAUCUUCAAGCUGCUGGACCGCCGCUCGCGCAUCGACCCAGAGGCGCCGGGGGAGAAGCCGGAGGAAGGCGUGGAGGGGGAAGUGCGGCUUGAGGGAGUGGUGUUUGCGUACCCGUCCCGCCCGCACCUCACCAUUCUACAGGAUUUCACACUCACCAUUCCGGCCGGCAAGACCGUUGCGCUGGUGGGGGAGAGCGGCAGCGGCAAGUCGACAGUGGUGGCGCUGGUGGAGCGCUUCUACGACCCGCAGAGCGGAGCCGUGCUGCUGGACGGCCGCAGCAUCGCCGCGCUCAACCUGCGCUGGCUGCGCCGCCACAUGGGGCUCGUCAGCCAGGAGCCCGCGCUCUUCAACAUCCCCAUCCGCGACAACAUUGCAUACGGCCGCGCUGCCACUUAUGUUCCCAGCGGUGGUGGUGGUGGUGCUGAUGGUGUUGAUGCUGAUGGUCUUCCCAUCGGCGGCCAGAAGAAGGGCUUCUGGCACUUUGGAGACAGCAGGGGCAGCCGUGAUUUCAAGAGGAGCCGCGACUUCAGGAUGAGUAGGGAGAGUGCCGGAAGUGGCGCUGAUGGGGGAGAGGAAGAAGAGCUAGAGGCAGUGACUGAGACGGAGAUAGUUGAGGCUGCUAAGGCCGCCAAUGCACAUGGCUUCAUCUCUUCACUUCCUGAUGGGUAUGACACGCUGGUGGGGGAGCGCGGCACGCAGCUAAGUGGCGGGCAGAAGCAGCGCGUCGCGAUCGCACGCGCGGUCCUCAAGGACCCGCGUGUGCUGCUAUUAGACGAGGCCACGUCAGCACUGGACGCGGAGAGUGAGAAGGUGGUGCAGGCGGCGCUGGAACGCGUGAUGGUGGGCCGCACCACCGUGGUUGUCGCUCACCGCCUCUCCACCGUGCGUGGGGCGGACUGCAUUGUGGUGAUGCAGAAGGGGCGCGUGGUGGAGCAGGGCACCCAUGAUGAGCUGCUCAUGAAGAAAGGCGCGUAUCACUUAUUGGUCUCUGCUCAGCGUUAGUGAAGUUAGCGACUGGUGAGUGGUAGUCCUAGACAGGCCCUACGAUUGGUUUUCGGGCACGCUGAUUUAUCAUCAUAGCCCCAUGGACUUGAGUAAAAGAUUUUGUCAGCCUUUAGUAUAAGAUUUUGUCUGAAAAUUACAGCCUUGGUGUGAAAAUAAACGCUGAAGCAAGAAUGGUGGAUGGAUCA